This is a messenger RNA of Camelina sativa (false flax), 1579 nucleotides long. NCBI's taxonomy places the organism in Eukaryota, Viridiplantae, Streptophyta, Magnoliopsida, Brassicales, Brassicaceae. The record is from RefSeq and is a predicted model, not a curated record.
ACAAAAUAUAUAGAUUAACCGAUGCGGCGGAGACUCCAUCGUUUUGCUCCUCCACACACCUAGUUGCGAGAAAGCCAGGAACCUUCGAUCAAUGCAAUCGGGAAACUAAAAAAAGGUUGAAGCUUUAGUUUCUAUACCCUAUUUUAACAUAUUUUUUUGCUUUGUGGAAACGUCAUUGUUAAUUGCACUUAUUUGGGGAUGGGUGAUCUUCUCUGACCUCUGUUCUCCAUGAUUGCUUCUUACAAGAGCGCCCAAAGUUUUUUCCUUUUUUGGAGCUUCCUAGUGUUCAAAUAUCCCCAUUAAUUCAAAAGUUUCAAACGGGGAAAAUGUUUUUUUUUUUUUUUUUUUUUUUAUCAUUGUUAAAUUGCAAUUUUGGGAUGUGGAUCUUCUCUAAUCUCUCUUCUCCAUGAUUUCCUCUGGUUGGUUCCUACAAGCGCUCUCAAAGCUUUUAGCUUCCACUAGUUUAUACAUAGAAUGGUUUUGAUGAUGUAGCUGUUGUAAGUUUGACACUCCGGGAGUGCUUCAGGAACUUUGUCGAUAGAACACUCGCUUUGCAAUGCGCUUCUCCUAAUGUCUUAGAGCGUGGCGUAGUGGACCUGGACGUUAGUUUAGCUCCUCACGCUGAAAUCUUUUUACCUCAUGCGCUCUACACGAGCAAGACGCUCGUUAAGCUUUCACUGGGAACCAAGAUUAGUUUAGGAAAGCUUCCUCCAGAUUUGUCUCUUCCAGCGCUUAAGACUCUCUUCAUCGAUGCUAUCUUUUUUGAAUAUGAAGAUCUGUGUUACGUGCUUCUUCCUGGUUGUCCCGUGCUCGAGGAGCUUUUUGUACGUCACAAGGACUUUUUCGCACAACCAUACUGCAUAUCCAGUCGGACCAUCCAUAAACUAACAGUUCAAUACGAUUCUGACUUUGGUAUUGGCUCUCUCACUGAAAUGUCAUUUGAUGCCCCAAGUCUUGUCUUCCUGGACUACUCCGAUUAUGCCCUGUGUAGCUAUCCACAAGUUAACUUGAAGUCCCUAGUCGAAGCUAGGCUGGACCUUCGUUAUCAUUCUGAAGUCAAUAGGCCAAAUAUAUGGGGUCUCUUAACAGGGAUAAGCCACAUUAAGACCCUGCAUCUUUCUGCCAAUUCUGCCGAUGUGAUCUCUCGAUGUGUUAAACAUGGACUACUACUACCGGUGUUUAACAAUCUGGUAAGCUUGACCUUUGGGAGUAAGAAUAAACGAGGUUGGAGACUACUGCCGUAUCUGCUUAAGCAGUCUCCAAUGCUUGAAACUCUAACCAUCCAGGGUCUGGAUGGUCAUAUAUCUGAUGUGACUAUGCGUGCAUCCCAAGUGGAAGUGUGGUUAGCGAGGCACACUGCUUAAGACUUGGAGCACUUGAAGAGUUUCCUUGGGGAAAAUAAAUACCCAAAUAUGGGAAUGACCAACUGGACUAUCUUGCAUAAACAUAAUAAUUAUACAAGAAGCUUGUAAAGUCUUGCUUAACUUAUAAAUUCAUACUAAAAAUUCUUACUAAAAUUCAUAUCUAAUUCUUAGGUAUUUUGAUACAAAAUCGUUCAAAAUUUUCAUAUUUGUGAGUC